This is a messenger RNA of Scaptodrosophila lebanonensis, 1497 nucleotides long. RefSeq lists its product as uncharacterized. The record is from RefSeq and is a predicted model, not a curated record. Gene Ontology annotation, biological process: negative regulation of apoptotic process; regulation of actin filament polymerization. The transcript is spliced from 5 exons. Gene Ontology annotation, cellular component: sarcoplasmic reticulum; mitochondrion; clathrin-coated vesicle. Bases 372 to 1331 code for a protein of 319 amino acids. NCBI's taxonomy places the organism in Eukaryota, Metazoa, Arthropoda, Insecta, Diptera, Drosophilidae.
AAACCUGCUUAGAAAUUACAAACGUCCAAAUUUAAGGGCAAACGUUCGAACACAUUUGAAAGUACCGCCAACCCCGCAACGACGUAGUUCAACGACCAAUGUUUCAUUGCCACUCGUUACAAAGAUACGGCACACAGCUGAUUAUUCGAGCAUAUUCGGUGGUGUGGAGAACAACAUACAUUUGCAGCGGAACAUAUAACAAUAAUUAGAAUUAUUUAAACUAUUGUUAUUUGCGUGAUUUUGGUUCUUUUAGUUUUCUUUAUCAAUAACUUGACGUCUUUGCGGCUCAUUUUCGAAAAGGACUCGAGCUUUCGCCGCACUUACUUGCAGAACGAAAAACAAGGAAGCAUCCACUUUUAAUAUCAAUUAUAAUGGAUAUACUAAAGAAAAUGUUCAAUUCGGAAUCGGAGAAGGGGCAGGAUGCUUCGGCUUGCAACAAGGAUGAGUUCCGCAAGCCGCAAUGGUUUGAGGAGGCCGAAACCGACGAUGAACUUUUUGAUGACGAUCGCAAAUUCGCUUUUCAAGUCUUCACGAGCCCCUUGGAGAUGCAAAAGCACUUCGAGAGCCAACUGCAAAGAUUGUUGGAAUCUUUGAAUGAUAACGACGAGAGUGGUGCUGUUUUUGAAAAGGAUUUGAAGGAGGAUUUUAUGAAGCCUGGAUUUGAAAGCAAGAUAUUAAAAGAAUUUGCUAAGCAAAAGCGAGACUAUUCGCUUGAUACUGAUUUGGAUGGCGAAAUCUAUGCUGAUCAACUGUAUUCGCUUAUACAACGUUUAAACCCCGAAGAGAAUGAGAAACAGGGGCAGGAGAGCAAGAUUUUGCCAUCAAAUCAGCGGAGCAACCGGAAAUCCUUGCCUCGGCUCUCCGACGAGGAAACUAUUAUGGGUCGCAUUCAUGGCACAAUUAGUGCCGAAGGAGAAGUUCAGGGUGGCAAGGGUCAGUCGCGGACCCCGCCAACCAAACCGGACAUUAUGACUCCGAUAACACCCAUGUUGCCACGUAGCGGCAUGACUCCUUUUGGUGGAGUAUUCGAUGGCAGCUAUCAGGGUCCGAAAAUGUUCAGUCAAAGUGUUAUGACCAAGACGGUGCGGAGGCCAGAUGGCUCGUUUGAGACCACCAAGAUCACUACAGAUUCGUCUGGAAACAAGACCACUACCGUAACGCGCGUGGUGGAUGGGAAAAAGGAAACUGUGGUAACUCACAGCGAUGCUGGCGGGAACAGUUCGACUGUAAAAGCGCCCGAGGGUAAGGCUACUAUUGGUGUGCGUCAGUACUCGGAUCGCAACAUUUUUGUAACAAAAGAAGGUUAUGCCAUGCCACGGAACCUCUGGUGACCAGUGGUGAACAAUUAUUGCCCUAAACAAGAUAAGCGAACAUUGCUUCUGCACCAGCGGCAACAACAACAACAGUAUGAAAUUAAGCUAAAACGAUUCGUCGGCUAUUCAGUCCCACACAACAUCCAAAUUAGAACUUAUUACAUUUUAGUUUACAUUCUCUUAA